Molecule: messenger RNA, 4355 nt
Organism: Pimephales promelas (fathead minnow)
Lineage: Eukaryota; Metazoa; Chordata; Actinopteri; Cypriniformes; Leuciscidae
Source: RefSeq, a predicted model, not a curated record
GUGUGUGUGUUCUGGUAAUCAUCACUUUGUGGGGACAAGAAUCUGUUUACACAGUCACGUAAUGGGGACCUCUUGCGUUGUGGGGACCAAAAAUCAGGUCCCCAUAAGGUUAACCCAUUUAAUUGGAUAGAGGAACUAUUCUGAAGGUUCUGGGCGGAGUUUUAGCAUUGGCCCAUAACACAUGAUUAUCAGGUAUUGUGCGUGUGUGUAGCGGGAGCUCUGCUGCGCCCCCAAACAUUUUUGGCUGGUAAUGCACUCACUUCUCCACACACACAUUUUCCAAUUAUGGGUGGGUACCGCCCACUUCCGGGUCCUCGUUAGGAAGGAGUUCGACAGCAACUUGAAAAUACAAGUAUUAAAUUGAUAACGUUACUUCACACGGAGAACAAAGAAGAAGAUUAACGUUAUUUACUGGAGAUGCCAACGAUCUGAACUUCUGCCGAGGAUAAAAGUGAAGCUUAAGGUAAGCACACAUAAUAAAUCAAUUAGGUUAAUUAGAUUAGUCUGCGGGCUAGCUAGUUAGUGCUAAUUGUUGAGGCUAACGCAGUUAAGUGUGGCCUUACAUGUUUCUCUGUUUUUCCAAUUAGCGAUCACAUAAUCAUGCAAUUUCAUGUUAAGGACUUAAUUUUAACUGAAAAGUGUUGUGUAGUCUGACUGAUUGCUAAUGGAUUCGGUUUUUAAGGUUGUUUUUGUCUAGUUUGCGCUAGUGCUGGACGGUGGCUUAUUUUAUAUUUUAAAUUGAAGAUAUCUUACAUGUAACGUUAACACUUAUGUUUGACUGAUCAAUAAUUGUUUUUACAUUUAAAUUAACUCUAUAGGCAGCAUAUACAAGCCACAGAUCUUGACCAAAGUGCUUAACAGAGAAAUUAAGUUGGCUAAAAUAAAACAAAAACUAAAAUAGAAAGUAGCUUUAAGAAUAAACUUAAUUUUAAUUAUGACGGUAGUUAAAAUAAACUGGGGUUUGUAUGGUGAGCUCGUUCAAAAGAGUAACUUGGUUAGGUUAAGGACCAAAUGAAUAGUUAAAUAAUUGCCAAGGCUAAUGUUACCUGGAAUAAAAUAGAAGAUGGUGAGUUGAUGCUCUCAAGGCUAGCAUUGUUGUGCCAGUCAAUAAAUCUAAUAUUAUUUUAUAGAGUUCAUAUGUCUUGUCUUACACUGAUGCAUACAAUAUCAUUGUAAUGCUGUAACAUUACAAUACCAUUUUUAUCUACUUCUUGAACAUAUUAGUUGAAUUCUGCGUAUCUUCAUUUUCAGUGUAAUUACUUUCACAUGUUUUUAUUUUUCAUCAGUUUGAAAUGCCACCACGAAUCAGCCCCCUUAAGGAUGCCAUGCAUCAUGUUGUUUCAAAAACUGACAAAACAUUCAAAUUAGAUGUGAAGUAUAUCAGUGCAGUGAAAGGACGUGGUCUAUUUGCAAAGGCUGCCUUUUGCAAAGGUGAUUUUGUUGUUGAGUACAGGGGAGAUAUGAUAAAUGAAGCAGAACUUCAGAGGAGAAGAAAACGUUACCACGCAUCCUGUGCUGCAUUUAUGUUUGAUUUCAAGUGGCGAGGGAAAACAUGGUGUAUUGACGCGUCAAGGGAAGAUGGAUCGUAUGGGCGUAUCGCUAAUGAUUGCCACAAUCAUCCAAAUUGUAAGAUGAAAAAAAUUGACGUCAAUGGAAAGCCUCACCUUUGUCUGUUUGCCCUGAAUGACAUUAAAGAAGGAGAAGAAAUUGCCUAUGAUUAUGGGGGAGAAGACUACCCAUGGAGAACACAAAUGACCAGCGUUGCUGUUAAAACCAGCACAGUGAAUGACUCUGAUCCUUCUCUCCAGUCAGUGACUCAGAUGGAUGAAGAAUCUGCUCAAAUCAACUCUCCUCAACCGAUGACCAGCGUUGCUGUUAAAACCAGCACAGUGAAUGACUCUGAUCCUUCUCUCCAGUCAGUGACUCAGAUGGAUGAAGAAUCUGCUCAAAUCAACUCUCCUCAACCGAUGACCAGCGUUGCUGUUAAAACCAGCACAGUGAAUGACUCUGAUCCUUCUCUCCAGUCAGUGACUCAGAUGGAUGAAGAAUCUGCUCAAAUCAACUCUCCUCAACAGAUUGUGAUACAACACCGAAAUGAAAAUGACAUUUUUGUACCAAGACUGAGACGGACUAAAAGUAUUGUGAUGAAAGACAUUGAUCUUCAAGAUUCUGGUGAGCUCUUUGAUUCUACACCAGAGAGUUCAGAUAAUUAUGUUCCAGAUACCACUUCCGACAGUGACUGUGACAGUGAUGUUAGCCUUACACUGAACCCAACAAAACGUCAGCUUCUUGAUCAACUGGAUAUGAAUGAAUCUGCCUCUGUAAGCUCCCCUGACUGUGACUCAACAACGUCAGACAAUAUGCACAGCGUUACGUCUAAAGCAUCUGGAACAGUAGAAGAGCCCAGUUCAAGUCAGAACACAAUAGACUGCGUAGUUGUUAAUGCAUACCAUAAAAGAGAUGGUGGUAGAGUGUAUAACAAGAGACAUUACUGCUUGUAUUGCUCCAAACCUUACGCUAAGAUGGCAAGGCAUCUAGAAAGUUCACAUGCAAAUACAUCUGAUGUGGCUAGAGCUCUAAGCUUUCCAAAAUGUUCAAAGGAGAGAAAAAAACAGUUGGAUUAUAUUCGCAACAAAGGGAACUAUGCCCACAAUGCUGCGGUUAUGGAAUCAGGAAAGGGGGAACUGGUGCCAUUUAAACGACCACCUAAAAAAGCACUGGGAGAGGAUUUCAUGCAUUGUGCAUACUGUCAAGGACUUUUUACGAGAAAGGUCCUUUGGCGACAUAUGCGUUCUUGCAGACUUAAACCUCAGUCAGUCCCCCCCAAACCAGGAAAAAACCGUGUUCAGUCCAUGUGUACAUACACGGGGCCUGUGCCUUCAAACAUGACCAAACAACUGUGGGGAGUAAUCAGUGCCAUGAAUCCUGACCCAAUCACAGAUAUUAUAAAAAAUGACAAAGUAAUUACUGAAAUUGGGCAGCACUUGUUGAACAAAGGAGGGAUAUCAGCCAAAAAUCAACAGUAUGUGCGGGAGAAGAUGCGAGAAUUGGGACGGUUGAUUCACAAGGCGAGGAGAGUCACCUCGUUAAAAACGAUGGAAGAUUGUGUAAAUCCAAAGAAGUACAUGGAGACUGUCAAAGCUGUGAAGUAUACGUGUGGGUAUGACAGUGAAACAGACAAGUUCAUGAUUCCAUCGCUUGCAAAUAAGCUUGGGAAUUCCCUGGUUAAAGUGAGCAAACUCUUAAAAGCUCAGGGAUUAAUCUCAAAUGACAAACAGCUUGUUAAGAAUGCCAGUGAGUUUCUAGAAGUCCAUCAGAACAAGUGGAACGAGUUGAUCUCGGCUACAGCAUUGAGGAACAUCAGUGAAGCAAAGUGGAAUGUGCCCACUAUCAUGCCCUUUACUGAAGACGUCCAGAAAAUGCACACACAUCUCAGUGAAGUGCAAGAGAAGUGGUUCAAAACACUCUCUGGAAGUCCCUCUACUAAAACCUGGAUGGAGCUGGCAAAGGUGUGUCUAGCCCAGAUGAUUCUCUUUAACCGCCGCAGGGAAGGAGAGGUUUCGAGUAUGCCUUUGUCUGCAUUUCUUUCAAGAGACACUUCUCAUCCACAUGAGGAUGUGGACUGGGCACUUUCUGAAGUGGAAAAAAAACUCUGCAGACACUUCACAAGGGUUAUCACAAGAGGAAAGCGUGGUCGACCAGUUCCAAUUCUUCUGACUCCAAAAAUGCUAUGUGCCUUAGAACUCCUUGUUAAGCAGAGAGAGGUUUGUGGGGUUCUGAAAGACAAUCCCUAUAUGUUUGCAAGACCAGAAGCCAUGACACAUUUUCGAGGGUCAGACUGCCUCCGUGGCUUUGCUAAGGUGUGUGGCGCAAAGUGUCCCAAGUCACUGACAUCUACAAGGCUGCGAAAGCAUGCCGCAACGCUUUCAACAGUGCUGAAUAUGACUGACACCGAGAUGGACCAGCUGGCAAACUUCCUUGGACACGACAUAAGAAUCCAUCGUGAGUUCUAUCGACUCCCUGAGAAGACCUUGCAACUUGCCAAGAUCAGCAAAGUUCUAAUGGCACUUGAACAAGGAAGAUUAGCUGAGUUCCAUGGCAAGAACUUGGAUGAAAUUGGGAUAGAUCCUGAUGAAAAAGUUCUUAACUCUGAUGAGGAAGACGAGAGCAUAACAGAGGGACUCUGUUCAUCUACUGUUGACGAACCAUCUUCAGAGGUGGCACUUCCUCCUACCGAGAGGAGUGACAUGCCGCCACCACCCAAGAGACGCAGACUACCAGCAGAUGAAGAGAUGCCUACAGAAGCCAGUGCUGUGAGGCCUUCUUCCAAAGGUGAAAUCUUUACACGUUUCUAA